CAGAAGCUGCGGCGGCUGUGGCAGGGAAUCCGGGAUCUUCGCUGAGGGGGAAACGCGAUAACCGGCCCUCCGCUACUGCCACCACCCUCUGAACCAUCGGGUGGGUGGGGGGAGGGAUGGAGGAGCAAAUCAAGCUGAACGUGAGCUGCGGCGGGGAGACUCAAACUUUCCUGGUUUGCGACUCGCAGAAGACGACUUGGGCGGACUUGGAAGCCAUGGUACAAGUUUCCUUUGAUCUCAACAAUGUGCAAAUGAAGUACUUUGAUGAAGAUAAUGAGGAGGUGUCUGUUAACAGUGCAGAAGAAUAUGAAGAAGUUUUAAAGAGUGCAGUUAAACAAGGAAAUCGGAUUCGAAUGAACGUUUAUGAAGUAAAGCACCUGAAGGAAAAACCAGAAAGCCAGUGUGUAAAGCGGACCUUUGAAAAUAAUGAACUGAAAGAAUCUCAGAAUAAGAAAGCUAAGAAAAAAGAAAUGAAACAUUAUUCGCAGUUAGCAAAGUCCAUUAGCCAAGACAUGAAGGUAACAGAAGAAGCUAAAAGAAAGAUGUCAAAAGAUGUAGAUCAAAGCAAGAACAAUUGGCGGCUGCCUCCAGUUUGGUUUACACAGUACAUGGAAACAUUCAAAGAUAAGCUCGUGAAAGAAACAGUUGACCGGAUCUGUUGUGACUUCUUUGAGAAGGUGAACAUUCAGCAGCAGGUGCGUGACCCAUUCAGUGCCCCAGCAGCACCUCCUGUUCAAGUUCCAGAGGCCCACACUACACAGAUCGGCUACUAUGAUUGGCUCAUGGCUUGUAGCAACUGUCUGUCUCGUAUUCUUGGAGUACGCUACCAGUGCAGCAUUUGCCCCACAUACACCAUCUGUGAGUCCUGUGAAGCUAGUAACUAUAGGCAUGAUCUGAACCACCCAUUGCUGAAACUGAGAAAACCUUCAACAUCUUCACCUGAGAUCACACUGGCACAGUUUGUUGGAAACGUUAUCCCUGAUGUAGCAGAACAAACAAGGCUACAAAAACAAAUAGAUAAAACUUUUUUGAAAGCUGAAAAGCAAAGAUUGCGAUCUGAAAAGCUGCAACGCAAAGCAGAGUUUAAGGAGAUUAAAAAACAGCUAAAACUACAGAAAAAACAUCUGCAAUGGAAUGGUGUACCUCUUGCGGAACAAUUGAAUCAACCAAUACAAGAACAUAAAGGAGUUCAGCACACUUUAGCAGUGCCUGUUAUUUCAAUUUUGGGAGCUGAAUUUGUGGACGAGAACUUCCCUGAUGGUACUCAUCUUCAACCAGGAAUCAAAUUUAUCAAACACUGGAGAAUGAAGAACACGGGCAAUGCUAAUUGGACAUCUGCCACAAAACUCCAGUUUAUGUGGGGCAACCUUAUCCUGGCUUUCCCUGCAAAAAAAGAAGUUUCUGUUCCAUUCCUACAACCAGGAGACAUUGGUAUUGUAUCAGUGGAAUUUGUUGCACCCACCUUUGAAGGCACUUACGCUUCUCAUUGGCGCUUGACUCAUAAAGGAGAACAAUUUGGGCCUAGAGUAUGGUGCAGCAUUAUUAUUGACUCUCCAUUACUCAAUGAAACUCUUGAUGGAAAUGAAAAUUCCCUCUUUACCUCUAGCAAGACUAGGUUUCCUGGCAAUCAGAAAGAGGCUUCCUUGACUGUAGAAACUGAGACGCAGCCAUUUGUGCCAGAUCUUGAAGAAGCAGAGCCUGCAAAAACAGAAGCCAUAACAUUGCCUAAACUUCAGCGAAAAGACCAGAGCAGGGACUUUUACACAAUGGUGCCAUCUGUAGACCUUCUGACUGCACAGGACUUGCUUUCAUUUGAACUGUUGGACAUAAAUAUUGUGCAGGAAAUGGAACAUGUACCAAACAACACCCCAGUUGACAUGACUCCAUGCAUGUCACCUUUGCCCCAUGAUGGCCCACUAAUGGAGAGGCCAGGCCUAGGUCAGAUUGAAGAAGAAAAUGAAGCUAUUUUCAAGUCACGGUUUGACGUGACGCUGGUGGGGAAACCAACAGAUCAUCCUCAUUUUGAGGAGGGAGAGGAGGACAUCAGCGGAACUCAAUUUGUCUGUGAGACCGUUAUCCGUUCUCUAGCUUUAGAUGAGGCACCUGAUUUGCUGCCACGCCGCAGGGGUAAACCAGACAGCACCUUCCAAGAUCUGCACAAACCCUGUGGCUCUGACAUUGGCAUCAAAGAAGGAAAAUCUGAUAGAACCAUAGUGACCACAGCUCCUGCUUUAAGACAGUCCGAAAAACCUUGCACAGAAGAGGUGCUGCCAGAGAAAGAUAAUCUUGAAACUGAUGUGGCUGAUCAUUCCAGUGUAAACUUUGAAGAAGAAAAGUAUGAAAUACAAAGCCAGGUCUCUUCGGACUGUUCAGAGGACUACAUUAUCAUCCUGCCUGAGUGCUUUGAUACUAGUCGUCCACUAGGAGAAUCUGUGUGCAGUUCUGCUUUUUCCCAACCUGAAGAAAUGGAGGAUGAGAUAGAAGUGGUAUCAGAUGCAGAGGUCACUGAGAGUGAAAAUGCAGUUGAUGAAAGUAGGCCUCAGUUGCAAAACGUUAAUGAUAUGUUGUGUACAUCUCAGACAUUGGAUAUGGAGCCCCUUAAACCAGAGGUGCUCUCUGCUCCUUUGCACCACCACAGGAAUGAUGGCUCAACUUUAAAUUCAAGCGACGUUCAUUCUGAUGUGUCGGGAAUGGCUGAUUUAGAGAAUCCUGCAGUUAGAUCACCUGUUCAUCAAGAAAAUAUUGUGUCUACACAUUUGGAGGUAGAGUGUGCAGAACCACCAAAGAUCAUGAAUAAAAGACAGUGCCCACAUUUAAGACACCAUAGUGGCAUUGCUGGUGAACUGGUGAAGGGAGCCCUGUCUGUGGCGGCCUCUGCUUAUAAGGCUCUUUUUGCAGGGGACACCAGUGUGACACAGGCUGAAGCAACAGAGAAUCAAACAGCAUCCAUGAUGGAUAUUCUUUUUGAAAUGGGAUUUUGUGACAAACAACUAAAUAUGAAACUGCUCAAAAAGCAUAGCAACAAUCUCAUUGAAGUUGUCACUGAACUUCUCUACAUCAGUGAGAACGACUGGUAUACUAACCGCCACUGAAUAAACACAGGAUACAUGGAUCGCCACUUAAUGUGGAGCUGCCACAUUUUUGUGCACAAUCGCAGUAAUCAAGGACAAUAUCCACAUGACAAUAUCAAUAUCCUCAGAAUUCAUUUUCAGCAAUGUGCUCCAUUGCAUUAACACGGAGUUCAUUUAUUAUUGAGAAAAUAAUGCGCUUGCUUUCUCUAUUCCAUAUUAAUCCACAUUUCACUUUUUAAGUGUGUGGGUUUUUAUAAAGUUAAAGCCAGAAGAAAAACAGCUCAAGAUGUGUCUAUCAGUCUUUGAGUCUGGUUGAUUAUUUUUGGAAAUUUAUUCUGCAUUGAUGCUGAUAUCCUUUCAAAUUACACUACACUCAAUACAUUAAAGUUUUUUUGCAUUACAUAAUGUACUGUUUAGUUUUGAAAAGCCAUAUUCCAUGCACAGUAGAAUUCUGUACACAAUUAAACACUACAGCGAACCUGUAUCAAUGCAAUGAGUGUGCUUUAGGGACCCAUUGUCAUGAACAUGCUUCUUUCACUGUGACUCUUCCAGGGAAGAAAAUUCUAUUAGCAUGGCAUACCCAUUUGAACAGAUACAAUUGAAACUUCAUUUUAGAUCAUCCAUUUUGUCGUAGUACAAACCUAAUUCUGUGUUUGAUCGGCUUUUUAAAUUUGCUGUAAGAUUCAAAUAUUUAAUAUGAUGGAAACCUACGUUAACAAUAAUAGCCACUUGCCAUAGCCUUUAGUUUAAGAAACAGGUCUGCUGUUGUUAGUAACAUUAUUUUGGGUUGUGGAAAGUAGAGCGUGUGUGUGUCUGUGCGCGUGUGUGUAACAAUAUGCAUAGCGCAAAAUUGAAAAUGUCAUAAUCAAUCUGUUGUUUUAAAACAUUAAUCAGAUGGCAGUAGAAAAAGUUUAAUUUGAAAUAAAUCCUGUUCUGGUGGACUAGGUCAAAACAUUACAUUUUUUUAGUCUUUUAUUUAUGUUUUCUUCCUAUUGUUCCAGUAUGUGGAAAUUUUGUGUUUUGAAAUGAGCAUUGUAGCAUUAGUUGCCAACCUAUAUAUGCUUUUAAGGAUCUGGUGUUGAGUGGAUGUUCUUAGUAGAAUAGUCUCAGCUAUAUGGCAGAGUUGGCAUUUUAUAUUCUUGUGUUCUGGCCAUUUUCAUAGUCCAGCUUGAAUAAUAGCACACACUAAUGUUUGGAUUGAAACCACUCAAUUGGACUUUGAAAUGAUGUGGCAUCUUUUCCUUUUCCUUUUUAGGACUGAGGUGGAUUGAGGGUUAUGUAUUAAUUCAAAUACAGAUAAUUCCAGAUUUGUAGGAACCAGCUUUUGUAUGUGUUGCAAUGCACACAAUUAUAAUUAUAUUCCCCACCCAAGGAAACAACACACUCUUUCAGUCCAGAAAAUGCUCUCUGUGGCAGUUGUUAAUUAAAUGUUUCUGAGAAAACUUCUGUCAAUAGAUGGCUGGGAUUUGAAGAAUUCAACAUUUUUAAGAUUCCUCUCAAGCUGGUUGCUCAUUAUUUCAUUGGAACCUUCACUCCAGAUGUUUCACAAUCUUGGUACUUUUGAAAUGUAAUGUAGAUAUAAUUGUUAACUCCUAAAUACAUACCCAAAAAUGGAGUGUUAUCCCAAUUUUUUUUUGGCUGAAGAAAAAAACCCUGAAUAACUCUAGAAUCUUCACAUCUGACUUUGAAAUUGUGUUGUGUUCACUCAUCUUUCCCCUUGCCCACCAAGAGUAAAACUUUUGUCAGCUCAACCUGCUGGUUGCUGCAUUGACUGAAUUGGUACGGCAGUGACUUGGACAUUUCUGACAAGGACAGCUGUUGCUGGAUUCAUUCAUAGUCUAAAAAAUGAAACUAGUGUGCAAGAUAAUGAUGGAUUUUUCAUGUUUUUGAAUUAAUACAAGCUAAUUAAUUGGUUACUAAUCAGCUUUCCAGGAAACCCUGUUCGAGUAGCUGCAAAAAUAAAUAUUGGGUAUUCUAAAGGGAAUUAAACAAGUACUUAACAUGUUGGCAAUAUAGACAGCCAGCUUUCUCAUUAGAAUAACAUUUUAGGCAAAUAAGCAACUCACUUUUUGUUCUUUUUUCCUUCAACAGCUGGUCAUUAGUGACUAAAACAAAAAGAAGUGCUGGUAAACCAAUUUGUCAGCACAGUUUGUUCACCUGGAAAAUUAAUGUGCAGUUGCACUUUUUAUGAUUAAAAAGCAUAUUUAUGAUUUUGCUACAGAAAUCCAGAUUCUCAAAAUACUUUUAGCCUUCAAUUUUAGCUACUUUGCUGCCAAGAUAAGGAAAACAUCAUAAGGUUUGACUUGAUUUCUGCGUUAUCCAUUUCUAAAUGAGGUUUUGCCAUGAAGGAUGCAGCAAUAUUUACAGUAUUGGUGGACAUUUUUUUAUUAGUUUAUGAAUGUCUUCUAAUGCUCAAAAGUAAGUGCUUUGGCCAUAGGAAUUUCCACUUUAACUGCUAUUGAAGUUGUCCAUUCAGUAUGCUAGUGCUACAGUACACUAUGACUAAGAUGGGAUCUCCUGUAUUUUUGUUAUAAUUUGUGUUCUGCAAUUUUACUUCAUGCCCCACGCUUUUAAAUCUCAUGAGCACUAUGAUGUACUUAACUAUGUGUUUCUGCUUCAGAUAAUUGUGUGAUCCUAAUCCAGAACUCUUGAAAUUGAUAUGAAGUAGGCUACAGAAUGCAAGAAAAAGUUAAUGUGUUCUCAUAAACAUAUUUAGCCUUGCACCAUGACAUGACUUGCAGAUUAACUUCUGUCGCACUAUAAUAGUUUAAAACAUAACACCUGAUUGUCUUGUAACUUUUGGAAAAAAAUACAAUUAUGCUAAUAGUUUACAUUUAAAAGCAAAGUAUUCAAGCUAUCAAUAGGCUCUCAGUAUUUUAACAGGAUCCAAAACUGAAAUGCUUAUUGAUAGGUUUAAUACUGAUUUGGGAUUCCCUAGUCAACAAGUUUUAUACUGACCAGCGGUUUACGCAUUUACACAGCUAGACUUCACUUAUUUAGAAUGGACUGAAUGAAAGGUGCAUACUCGCAUUCAGCUAAUUAAUAGGUUCUUCCUUGGUACCAUCGUCUUACAGUUAGUGGCUGUUAACCUUACAUUAUGGGACUAGGAAUCAAAGGAAAUGUCCUUCUUUAAAAUAAAAACUGGAGACAAAAGUAUAUUUCCAUGUUCAAGAACAUUAUAGUUAUGCCAUAUGUAGAAACCAUUGAACCAUUUCUGCAGCUCAUCCAUAUUUUUACAUCCAUGAAUCCUUUUUGCACAUAAUUUAUCUCAAAAUUUGCAGUAUAUUAGAAUAAAAAUUAAUGCUUCAGUAACUUCUGAUGGCUUCAUUUGCACAUUGUCUACAUUUGCAUGUAAUUGUUUUAAAACCAAUUUUAGAGUGUAGACUCUUGCAUAGAUUGCUCAACAUUCUUUACAGAUCUGUAUUUUUCUGUCCUUUUAAAAUGUGAUGUAAAGGAAUUUUGAUUCCAAGAUACAUGAAUCAAUAAAAAUAUUGUUGAAAUAAA
Molecule: messenger RNA, 6575 nt
Organism: Carcharodon carcharias (great white shark)
Lineage: Eukaryota; Metazoa; Chordata; Chondrichthyes; Lamniformes; Lamnidae
Gene: nbr1a
Product: NBR1 autophagy cargo receptor a
Exons: 21
Coding region: 117-3092 (991 amino acids)
Biological process (GO): macroautophagy
Cellular component (GO): phagophore assembly site
Molecular function (GO): zinc ion binding; ubiquitin binding
Source: RefSeq, a predicted model, not a curated record